This is a messenger RNA of Dentiscutata heterogama, 2910 nucleotides long. Lineage: Eukaryota; Fungi; Glomeromycota; Glomeromycetes; Diversisporales; Gigasporaceae. The record is from the annotation of a GenBank genome assembly.
AUGUCAUGUGGUAAAACAAGUGAUAAAUCCGCGGAUUUUAUAAGUAUAAAAAUGAUUAUGAAAAAAAAAAUCGAUCUUCCUUCUAUUCCAUCCUCUUCUGACCGCUUAGGUAAAGGAAAGCCUAGAGGUUUACAAAGUGCACGCAAAUUACGUACACAUCGCCGAGAGGAACGAUGGGCUGAUAAACUAUAUAAGAAGAGGGCAUUAGGUACAGCUUAUAAAUCAUCACCAUUUGGUGGUUCCUCUCACGCUAAGGGCAUUGUACUUGAAAAAAUUGGCGUGGAAGCCAAGCAACCGAAUUCCGCUAUUCGUAAAUGUGUUCGUGUUCAGCUAAUUAAAAAUGGGAAAAAAGUCACUGCUUUCGUUCCGAAUGAUGGUUGCUUAAAUUAUGUAGAAGAAAACGAUGAAGUUCUACUUGCUGGUUUUGGACGUAAAGGGCGUGCUAUUGGUGAUAUUCCCGGUGUCCGUUUCAAAGUAGUCAAAGUCUCCGGCGUGUCUCUCCUUGCCUUGAACCCUUUCGGUAUUGCACCUGAAAAAAUGUUGUGCAAACAAAGACUUUUACUAAUAUUCCUAUCUUGCGUUAUUUGUGGAUUCUUCCUUACUGCGUUCUCUCGAGUCACGUCAGUUUCUGGAGAAGAAUUAUCACAAGGCACAACGACACCUACUCAAUCAGUGUCAGAUACAAAAAGCAGCGAUGGCUUAUUAAAGCUAGAAGGCGACGAAUUAUAUGACCAAGCUUUAUUUCAACUAGGGAACUUAAAGCCUUCGUCAAAAAAGCGGAUUUCAACAAAUAGCGAACUCGAUGACACAGAUCCCAACAUUCUUCUUGUUAUAUAUAAAGUUUUUGCACAAAUUUUGUUCUCCAUAUUCGGAUUACGCUCGCCAUUUGCUGAACAUCUGGAUAUAGGAAAAAAACAUAACACAGAAAUAAAAAACCCAAGACUAAAUAGAGCUAUAGAAUUACUGGAGAAAGCGGCUUUCGAAUUUGGACACGAUGGUGCAUUGUAUACUCUUGGAGAAAUGAAUUUUUUCGCAAAAUAUACUCAUCCACGUAAUUUGACUGCGGCUUUUCAUUAUUAUCGAGAGUUAGCAAGUCGAUCAGGAAAUGCGACCGCACAACAUAUGGUCGGCUUCAUGUACGCGACUGGCAUAGGUGACGUAGUACAGCGCGAUCAAGGAAAGGCAUUAUUAUACCAUACUUUCGCAGCUCUUGGUCAUGAGACUGCAGCUGAAAUGACGCUUGCGUAUCGAUAUUUCACUGGUAUCGGUGUCCCACGAAGCUGUGAGGAUGCUGUGUUUUACUACAAACGUGUAGCGGAUAAAGCUAUUGAAUAUUAUAAAUCUGGUCCACCUGGCGGCCGUCAGCUUCCCCCAACUAAAAUAAAAUUAUAUGAUGAGGAUGGCGGUGUGUACGGAUAUGGGGCCAGUGGGUCAGGUACCGGUUCGUCAACGAAACCUGGAGACCAAGCCGCAUGGGACGAUAUUUUGGAAUAUUAUCAUUAUUCGGCUAAACAAGGUGAUAUUGCAUCUCAGCUAGGUUUAGGUCAACUUUAUUAUCAGGGGACAAAAAAUAUACCUCAAAACUUUAAACUUGCUCUACAAUACCUCAAACAAGUCACAGACCAAUAUUGGCCUCCUGUUACUUCUUUGUCUGAGCCUUUAUCGGCUAAUACAAAACUUGCUCAUGCUGCAGGACAAGCCGCAGGGAUUUUAGGGCAAAUGUAUUGGCGUGGAGAAGGUGUUGUUCAAAAUAAUAAAACGGCUCUUGAAUGGUUUAUAAGGGGUGCGAAAAAGGCUCGUUGUUUUCUCAUUUUUAUCCAAUUAAUGAUAAUUUUCUUCAAGAAUCCUGCGUCUUAUAAUGGUCUUGGUCUGAUGAAUUUGGAAGGUUUGAAACACUACGACAAAGUUUUGAACCAUGAGCGAGCCAUGGAAUACUUUAAAUUCGCGGUUGAAGAACAUCCUGACGCACAAUUAUUUUAUCUUCGUAUACAGAAAACAAUGAUAUUAAAAGAGCCUUCGAAUGUUUUACGACAGCCGCAAUUCUACAAAAAUGUUGCAGAACGAGGCGACUGGCUUCAUUCACCAUUUCCUGAUGCAUAUUCAGCAUACUCUUCUGGUAAUCGUGAGGAUGCGUUAAUUAAUUAUUUAAUAGCGGCGGAGAGGGGAUAUGAAGUCGGACAAGCAAAUGUUGCUUGGUUAUUAGACAAAGAUAAAUCAUGGUGGCAUUUACCACAUUUGGUUCCGAAACCGGAUCCAUCGCGUGAUAGACUGGCACUUCUUUAUUGGACUCGAUCUGCAAAUCAAGGAAAUGUUGAUGCACGAGUAAAGAUGGGUGACUAUUAUUUUAAGGGAUUUGGUACCGAAGUAGAUUAUGAAAAAGCAGCAGCUUGUUAUCAGGUCGCUGCGGAGGCGGAUUUCAGUGCUAUGGCAAUGUGGAAUCUUGGGUGGAUGCAUGAAUAUGGCAUAGGAAUUUCUCAAGACUUUCAUCUUGCAAAAAGAUGGUAUGAUCAGUCUUUAUCGACUAAUCCUGAUGCGUAUCUUCCCGUCACGCUAUCAUUAGUUAGGUUGUAUUCAAGAAGUUUUUGGAAUUAUAUUAUUGGUUCUGAUACAGCUAGAAGUGAGGAAGAAUCAUCUAAAGGACUAUGGUGGAAAGAUCCAUCUUUCAUCGAAGAUGAUGAAACAGGUGGGUCUGUAGAACAGAUUCAGACAAUGACAAAAGAUGAUGAGCAAAAGAAAUCAGACGAUUAUUUAAGUUCUCUUUAUCCGGAUAUUUUUGACGAUGCUGAUGAAAGAGAAGCUUGGUUUGAAAGUUUAACGAUAUUAUUGAUGUGUAUUAUGGUAGGAUGGUUAGUUUAUAUUCGACAAUUACGAUGGAACCAUGCCCAACCGGUUGGUGCUGCACCAGGUUAA